AAUCCCUGACGUCAUCAGCCUGCGACCAGUGUUUGCUGACAGCAAAGAAGGAGAAAUGGCUGCAAGGUUAUUACUCCGCUCGGCCUUCAGAGCCGCUACGACGUGCCGGGCGGCCCCGGUACCGGCUGUGACCCGCGGUAUGGCGGCUGGAGGGAUUCCUACUGAUGAGGAACAAGCUACCGGACUGGAGAAGGUCAUCAUGAACGCCAUGAAGGAGGGAAAGGACCCCUACAACAUGAUGAAGCCUAAGGAGUACGCCGGCUCCAAGGCCGACCCCCACCUGGUUCCCUCCAUCACCAACAAGAGGAUUGUGGGAUGUGUCUGUGAAGAAGACAACACGGCCGUGGUGUGGUUCUGGCUCCAUGAGGGCGAGGCCCAGCGCUGCCCGUCCUGUGGUUCCCACUACAAACUGGUGGCCCAUGAGCUCCCCCAUUAGCUCCCCCAUAGCUGUGUUCUGAUAGAGCUCUGCUCCUCAGCUCAUCUCAGAUAUUCCUCGGACUAUCAGAACACCGCUCUUCAUUAUUCAGGCUGCAUGAUGUUAUUUGGCUCUUGUCCUGGAGCUGUGACUCUUCUAAUUGCUCCUUGUUGUCACCAGCUGACCUCAUCAGUCUCUGCUUUACAUGGUAGCAGUUAACCAGGGACCAAAUCUGCUGUGUUUGGACCGCUUCCAUCCAGAGACCAUUUACUCCUGUUUUGUUCUACUCGCUCCACUUUCCUCCUUACAUCUACCAAUAAAGUCCUCCAGUGAA
Molecule: messenger RNA, 749 nt
Organism: Gasterosteus aculeatus aculeatus (three-spined stickleback)
Lineage: Eukaryota; Metazoa; Chordata; Actinopteri; Perciformes; Gasterosteidae
Product: cytochrome c oxidase subunit 5B, mitochondrial
Biological process (GO): mitochondrial electron transport, cytochrome c to oxygen
Cellular component (GO): respiratory chain complex IV; mitochondrial envelope
Source: RefSeq, a predicted model, not a curated record